Molecule: messenger RNA, 1257 nt
Organism: Alnus glutinosa
Lineage: Eukaryota; Viridiplantae; Streptophyta; Magnoliopsida; Fagales; Betulaceae
Product: metalloendoproteinase 3-MMP-like
Exons: 1
Coding region: 40-987 (315 amino acids)
Biological process (GO): proteolysis; extracellular matrix organization; collagen catabolic process
Cellular component (GO): extracellular matrix
Molecular function (GO): zinc ion binding; metalloendopeptidase activity
Source: RefSeq, a predicted model, not a curated record
UGCUAGCUAGAGCUAGCGUCAUUACAAACCAUAGCAACCAUGGCUUUCAAAGCUUUUUCUCUCCUCUCAUUGACUCCCCUCCUCCUCGUCCUCGUCUUCCUCCCUCUCCUUUCUCAUGCAACUUCACCAAAGUCGCAUGACAAAAAAUCUUCACCCUUCGAGUUUCUCAAGCACCUUCAGGGAUGUCACAAGGGUGAUAAGAUCAAAGGCAUCCACGACCUCAAAAAAUACCUCGAAAAAUUUGGUUAUCUAAGCUAUAGCCAUUCCAAAAAAAACACCCAUGCCAACGACGACGAUUUCGACGAGCUCUUGGAAUCAGCCAUCAAAACUUACCAACUCAAUUACCAUCUCAAUGCGAGUGGCACUUUGGAUGACAAAACAGUAUCAAAGAUGAUGAUGCCUCGUUGCGGCGUGGCAGACAUCGUCAAUGGUACAAAUUGGAUGCGUCCGGGAAAGAAGGGGCAUCACAACGGCCAUGGCUCAUUGCAUACCGUCUCUCACUAUUCUUUCUUCCGCAACAGUCCAAAGUGGCCGCCCUCCAAGUAUCACCUCACUUAUGGAUUUCUCUCUGGCACCCCAACCGCAGCCAUGAACCCCGUUGCACAAGCCUUCCAGACAUGGGCCUCACGCACACACUUCUCCUUCUCACAGGCUCAAGGCGUUUCAAACGCGGAUAUUAAAAUUGGUUUUCAUCGUGGGAAUCACGGAGACGGGAACCCUUUUGAUGGAACCGGUGGCAUCCUGGCUCAUGCUUUUGCUCCAACUGACGGGAGAUUCCAUUAUGAUGCAGAUGAGUCAUGGAGUGUGGGUGUGAGGCCAGGUGCAUUUGACUUGCAGACAGUUGCCUUGCAUGAAAUUGGUCACCUUCUUGGACUCGGGCAUAGCGAAGUUGAGGGAGCUAUCAUGUACGCUAGCAUCUCUGCAGGAGUGAGCAAAGGUCUGCAUGCUGACGAUAUUCAAGGAAUUAAAGCCUUAUAUAACGUUUGAGAAGGAAUAAUUAAUAUAUGUCUAAGGAUUUAGAAUAAAGUGUUCCGAUCCCACCAUUUAUAAAAUAAAGUAGCUAGGAUCGAUGAUGCUCGUGAAAGUAAGCUAUAUAUUUUACCAAGAGAGAAAGAGAGAGAGAUUAAUUAGCCUUAUAUAUAUAGUUAAUAAAAAAUUGUACUUUUGCUUCAAUUAAUGUACUUUUUCUUCAUAUAUAUUGUAACAAGAACGCCUGUUUUUAUUGUAAUAUGGAUAUUGUGGAAUCUUAUAAUGAAU